AUGAAUUUGUAUGAUGCACUAGGAAAUGCUGCAUUAAGUGAAAAUAAUAACGAGGAUUUCAAAAAAUUAAUUCUUAAAAGUGAAAGUUUUAUUGAUGAUGUUUUACAUCAACAACUAAAAGAAAGGCAAAAAAAGAGAGAUGACAUACUUCAAGACAUAUUUGAUAUGGAAAUACUAGUCGAAAAUCUCAAACUGUUUAUCAACAUGAAGGAUCAAAAAGAAAUAGAAACGCUUACACUACUAGGUUGUGACAGUUACGCUUAUGCAGACAUAAUAGACAAGAACAAAAUUUUCAUACAAAUAGGAUAUGAAUUCUACUUAGAAAUGCCUCUAGAAGAUGCCAUAGUAUUCUUGAAAAGGAAAAUAAAUCUUUAUGAAGAAAAACUGGUCUACUGGAAUAAACAAAUAUCACGAAUUAAAGCACACAUACAAAUAUUAAUGAGAGCUCUUUCAAAUUUGGCUUGA
Plasmodium malariae is the source of this 465-nucleotide messenger RNA. Its product is annotated as prefoldin, putative. The coding region runs from base 1 to 465 and encodes 154 amino acids. Lineage: Eukaryota; Apicomplexa; Aconoidasida; Haemosporida; Plasmodiidae. The record is from RefSeq and is a predicted model, not a curated record. Gene Ontology annotation, biological process: regulation of DNA-templated transcription; protein folding. Gene Ontology annotation, cellular component: cytoplasm; prefoldin complex. The transcript has 5 exons.